AUGGCACUGAAUAAUAUGAAAAAUAAGCUUUUUUGGUUGUCUGUAGCGGCUUUUCUUGUAGCGGUUGCUGCAUUUACUGCUUACGACGAUCAUUUUGAUGAUGAAGACUUUGAGGAAAAUAAUAAUGAGGAGAGGAAGGGGAAAAUAUUAUUCCCGUUUAUUAGUAUAGUGCGAUUCGCGAAUGUGGACUGCGCGAGUACUAACACGAUGAACGGCACGUGCCUUGCCCGUCGAGAGUGUCACAACUUGAAUGGUACCAUCACAGGUACAUGCGCCGGUAGGAGAGGACGCUGUUGCAUCGUUUCUCGCGCAUGUGGUACUUCGACAAACGUAAACAACACCUACUUUACAAGUCCAGGCUACCCAGCAGCAUAUGGUGGAGGUCAAUCAUGUAGUAUCAUCGUAAAUCGAUGCAACAACAAUGUUUGUCAGCUGCGCAUAGACUUAUUAGACAUGGUGCUCGCUCAACCAAAUGGAGACGGCAAUUGCAACACCGAUUCGCUUAUCAUAACCGGUGGCAACACCCUUGUGCCCGUACUCUGUGGGGACAAUACUGGACAAACUCUAUUCGUGGACUUUAACGGAAACGCAGCAAUCACUAUCACGGUAACCGCCACACUGGCAACGACGUUCACGAGGAGGUGGAACAUCAGGCUUACACAACUGGGCUGCGAUUGUCCGGGAAUAGCUCCAAACGGUUGUUUGCAAUACUACACGGGAGUUUCGGGAACUAUCAGAGGUUUCAACUAUGGAACUGCAGCCAACACUGCUCUCAGUGCCUCGUUGGUAACGGGAACCAGACAACUUGCAAAUUUGAAUUAUGGUAUAUGUAUUCGAAUGGAAGCAGGAUUCUGUCAAAUACAAUACGCACAAGCGGCUAAUGAUCCCUUUUCCUUCACACUCACUGGGGACGUGGAUGGAGCUGACAAUACAGUUUUAGGCACAGCCGUGGGUGCUGUCAACGGAGCGGCCUGCACCACGGACUUUGUGGUCAUACCUAACCCGGUGCUACCCGGUACUCUUACCCCUGUAAACACGGACAGAUUUUGCGGAUUGGGCUUCGUUUCCGUGCAAACCGGAGCCAAGCCGUUCGUGCUUUACGUAGUUACGGACACCAACGAAGGAGCUACUGCUAACUCGCCACCUGACGUGGCCAACCGAGGAUUCUCACUUACCUAUACAGAAAUCGCAUGCUAA
Molecule: messenger RNA, 1197 nt
Organism: Pararge aegeria (speckled wood butterfly)
Lineage: Eukaryota; Metazoa; Arthropoda; Insecta; Lepidoptera; Nymphalidae
Exons: 8
Coding region: 1-1197 (398 amino acids)
Source: RefSeq, a predicted model, not a curated record